This is a messenger RNA of Plasmopara halstedii, 1320 nucleotides long. Its product is annotated as short chain. Lineage: Eukaryota; Oomycota; Peronosporomycetes; Peronosporales; Peronosporaceae. The transcript has a single exon. The record is from RefSeq and is a predicted model, not a curated record. Bases 1 to 1320 code for a protein of 439 amino acids.
AUGGUGCAAUGGAUGACUGUAUCGCAGAAGUUUGACCUCAUUCAGAAGCAUCGACAGAAUCCUUCGUUACCCACACGCAAACUUGCGCUAUGGGCUCAUGAGACAUUUAAUUUACCGACUGUUCCUACUGUAGCAACCGUCUCACGUGUCUUAAAAUCCGCCAAGGAUAUUGAAGAUAAACAGCGUCAUGGUAUCACACGAAAAGGCCACGGUGUCUCCUGUCCUGAGCUCGACAUGGCGCUUAGACUUUACGUGGAAAAUUGUGCACAAAAUCACGUUCAUUUGACUCGUCGAAUUUUAGUGGAGAAAGCGCGCGAAAUUCUUGAAACGAUUCCGAACGCACCAGUGCUGAGUCUAUCAGCUGGUUGGCUCACGAGCUUCAUACGACGCCAUGGAAUGGGAUUGCGACCGCGUUCUAUGCAGACAGAUGGACUGGGUGGAGAUACUGGGAUUCAGAAUGAGAUAUUGAUGUCCACAAGGGCUCAAAACGCUGCUUUGUCGCGGUCGAUUGGACGCAAAAGUCGGAUCGGUACUUCGAAACGUGCGCGUCCGACACAAUUAGGACUCAGUGCAACGCCGAUCUCCACAUUGACAAAUGAAUUGCCCUUUCCAGUUUAUACAGGACCGAAUAGAACGGUUCUCAUCACUGGCGCUGACAAUAAAACUGGAGUGGCGUUUGUACGAUUCUACAUACAAGAAGGUUGGAAUGUCAUUGCUGCAUGUCCUGAAGGCGAUAAAUGUGUGAAAUUGACGCAAUUAUCGCCAGCAAGAAUUAUAGCUAUGGAUCCAGGUGAUCAUGAGUCGGUAGUGAAAGGUGCGGAGAUGGUAAAAGACGUCCCAAUUGAUUUAUUAAUUAACAAUGCCCGACUUUUCAUCAAAGGAUACCUACAUUCAUCGACGCCAGAAGAUUGUAUUCGUCAGUACCAAGUGAAUGCAUUAGGACCAUUUCUUGUAGCACGUGCAUUGCUCCAGAAUCUACGACUUGGCGUGCGUAAUCGUGGUAUGGCAUUUGUAGUAAAUAUCUCAUCACGAGUUGGCAGCAUUCGAGAUAACGUGACUGGAGGCUCCUACGGCUUUCGAGCUUCCAUCACUGCACUUCACAUGUUUACAAAAACGUUGGUUGCUGACUUUUUACCGCACAAGAUUGGCUGCGUAUUAUUACAUUCGGGUGUUGACGAUAAACCUGUCGAACUGCCGAGAUCGGCUGAUGUGUGGCCUGAAGAAAGUGUCGCUAGAAUGGCGCAAAUUAUCGCACGCUCGAGAUUGGGAGAACCACUUCAACUGCGUCACUUUGGCAACGGAGACAUUAUCGAUUGGUAA